UUUAAGGCAUAAAAAUUAUCGCCAUUUACUAGCAAAAUGAAGUCCGAAUGCCACCCUUCAGUUGACUCUUGUAUUUUUCUUUUCAUUCUCUUCCUUUUUUCGUUAUCUUUGGUCGAUACUCAUAAUGACUUUCUUCAAUGCUUUUCUCAACAAUCUCCAAAUUCGAAUUCAAUUAUUUUCACACAAAAUCAUACAUCGUAUCUUUCAGUCCUAAAUUUAUCCAUACAAAAUCCAAGGUUCUCUUCUCCAUCCACACCCAAACCCUUUGUUAUCAUAACUCCAUUGAAUGCCUCUCAUGUCCAGACCACCAUAUACUGCACAAAAAAGUCUGGUUUGCAGAUCAGAGUACGGAGCGGUGGCCAUGAUUACGAGGGACUUUCCUACGUCUCUGAUGUCCCAUUUGUUGUGCUCGAUCUCACAAACCUUAGAUCGGUCAGCGUUGACUUAGAUGACAAAACUGCAUUUGUUGAAGCCGGAGCAUCUAUUGGUGAAGUUUAUUACACAAUCGCUGAGAACAGUCAAUGUCUAGGAUUUCCUUCUGCUACUGCCAACAGUGUAGGUGUUGGAGGACUUUUUAGCGGUGGUGGCUAUGGCGCCAUGCUUAGAAAACAUGGUCUCUCUGUUGAUCAUAUCAUCGAUGCCCAAUUGGUCAACCAUGAAGGGAGAAUUCUUGAUAGAAUGUCCAUGGGAGAAGAUCUCUUUUGGGCCAUCCGAGGAGGCGGCGGCGCUAGCUUUGGAGUCAUUAUUUCGUGGAAAAUUAGGCUUGUUUCUGUCCCACAAACUGUAACUGUGUUCACAGUCAAUAGGAAUUUGGAACAAAAAGCUACAAAUCUUGUUCAUAGAUGGCAAUUUGUGGCAGAUAGAUUAGACAAUGAUUUAUUUAUUAUUGUGAGAUUACAAGCUGUGAAUAGUCCCAAUAAAACUAUUCAAGCUUCAUUUAUAUCUUUGUUCCUUGGUGGAGUUGAUCGACUCAUUCCAAUUUUGAAAAAGGGCUUCCCUGAAUUAGGUAUUGUAAGAGAAGAUUGCAAGGAAAUGAGUUGGAUUGAAUCUGUCGUCUAUUUCGCGGGAUUCCCAAGUGGAUCUUCUAAGGAAGUUUUGCUUGAUAGAACAACUCCAUUUAAAGUGCCUAUAAAAGGAAAAUCUGACUAUGUCAAAGUGCCAAUACCUGUUGAUGGGUUGGAAGGAAUAUGGGAAAGGUUGUUUGAAGAAGAGGUAGGAAUGGCUUUCAUUCAAAUGACUCCUUAUGGUGGUAGAAUGAAAGAGAUUCAUGAAUGGGAAACACCAUUCCCUCACAGAGCUGGAAACAUAUACAAGAUUUUAUAUGUUGUAGCUGUUACUGAUGAAGGUGAAGGGAUUGAUAAUGUUACAGAAUCGAUUCAUGUAAAUUGGAUUAGAAGGAUUUAUAAAUACAUGACUCCUUAUGUGUCCAAGAAUCCAAGAGAAGCUUAUCUCAAUUAUAGGGACCUUGAUUUAGGGAGAAACAAUAACAAUGGCACUACAUGUUAUGCACAAGCAAGCAUUUGGGGUUUCAAGUAUUUCAAAAAUAACUUCGAUAGGUUGCUUCGUGUAAAGAACAUGGUUGAUCCAACUAAUUUCUUUAGGAAUGAACAAAGCAUUCCUCCGUCUUCUUAAAAAGCAGUAUAAUCCAAUAUACAUGUGAACGGAUUCCUUUACAUUGAUCAAACU
Messenger RNA from Cannabis sativa, 1686 nucleotides. Its product is annotated as tetrahydroberberine oxidase-like. Lineage: Eukaryota; Viridiplantae; Streptophyta; Magnoliopsida; Rosales; Cannabaceae. The record is from RefSeq and is a predicted model, not a curated record. The transcript has a single exon. Gene Ontology annotation, molecular function: oxidoreductase activity; FAD binding. Bases 37 to 1632 code for a protein of 531 amino acids.